Fonsecaea nubica is the source of this 306-nucleotide messenger RNA. RefSeq lists its product as hypothetical. The transcript has 3 exons. NCBI's taxonomy places the organism in Eukaryota, Fungi, Ascomycota, Eurotiomycetes, Chaetothyriales, Herpotrichiellaceae. Bases 1 to 306 code for a protein of 101 amino acids. The record is from RefSeq and is a predicted model, not a curated record.
AUGCCCAACACUAUCCUAAUGCAAGAUUUGACGAGACUUGCAUUCGACCGGUAUCUAGAAGAGGACGAAACGAGAAAGCCAGUCUUGAUCAGUCUGAAGAAGGGGACACUUUUGCCGGCGCCGCUGAUCGCCUUUUCUUUCGAUCCUUCCAAGUUCUCACUCCAACCACUGCACCCGAUCGAAUUAUCCAAACUGAACAGCGUGCUCGAUGAGCUUUAUUCGACAGAGGCAACUAUCUUUCAUGCUGAAGAGUGGUUUGACCAAAAUCCAUUCCACGAUGCUGGACCAGACAUAUAUGACUUGUAG